Messenger RNA from Trematosphaeria pertusa, 789 nucleotides. RefSeq lists its product as uncharacterized. The transcript is spliced from 3 exons. The coding region runs from base 1 to 789 and encodes 262 amino acids. NCBI's taxonomy places the organism in Eukaryota, Fungi, Ascomycota, Dothideomycetes, Pleosporales, Trematosphaeriaceae. The record is from RefSeq and is a predicted model, not a curated record.
AUGGCCCAUCAUCUGAGUGUACGCGAUGCGUUGCAAUUGUUCCGCGUUGCUUCCCUUCCGCCUGACUUCUAUUACAUUCCCAACUUCAUCUCCGAGGAGGAAGAGGCAUCGAUACUUCAAAAGAUACCCGCCCAGCGCUGGAUUAGUCUCUCACAUCGACGACUGCAAGCCCAUCCGUCAACAUUAACCAAGAACAACACGCUCCUCACCGCCCCUCUCCCACCCUACCUUGUAAAUCCUGUUGUGGAAAGGUUCAAAGCGAUCGAUAUAUUUGCGAACACGCCACACAAGGAACCCAACCAUGUUCUCAUCAACGAGUAUCGGCGUGGCCAAGGUAUCAUGCCCCACGAGGAUGGAGGCGCUUAUGCUCCUGUCGUCGCGACCGUGAGUUUGGGUGCACCGAUAUGUUUGGAGAUCAGUCGGAAGCCUGCCUCUAGAGAAGAUGAGAAUGGAGCAACCCUUCAAGAGCCAGCUGACACACCCCCGUCACUGCCGCUAUCGACCCCGUCCUACAACAUUCCAACGCGAAUACUCCAGGAACCCCGCUCGCUAUUGAUCACCACAGGAUCCGCGUACACAGAGUUACUCCAUGGAAUUGCACCGCUUGAGGUCGACGAGGAUCUUGGCUCUGCCACGGUUGCUAAUUGGGAUCUGUUGGCGGAACCGUAUGUUUUUGAGGAAUCUGGUAGACGCAAUGAACGAGACACGAGGAUCAGUCUGACAUACAGAGAUGUCUUGAAGGUCAGCUCAGCCGCGAGUAAGGUUUUUGGAGGACUAGGGAAACGAUGA